GGGAAUCUUGCCCCUGAUGGUCCUGAUGGUGAUUGUUUUCUUGCUUCUUCUGUUCUGGGAGAACGAGCUGAAUGAAGAUGUUGUGCUGACGGCUAUAGAACAAUUACAUGUGGACUAUCCUCAGAAUGCUGCUCCUCUGAGGUACUGCAACUUCAUGAUUCUCCAGAGAGUCAUCAGGGAACCUGACCACACAUGCAGAAAGGUGCACGUCUUCGUCCAUGAGAGGCCUCAGAAGAUCAACAGAAUUUGCACUUCCUCCAAGAAGAUGACUUGCCCAAACUAUUCUGACAUUUUCUGCUUCCAGAGUGAGACAAAAUUCAGGAUGACAGUUUGUCGGCUCAUUGAUGGCACCAAAUACCCUGCCUGCAGAUACCAAAUCUCUCCCAUUGAGGGGUUCGUUCUUGUGACUUGCGAUGACUUAGGGCCAGUUAGUCUCCAGGGAUAUGUUGAGUAACUUGCCACCAGUGAGAACUUCUCAUCUGUUCCCCAAGCUGCUCUGGUUAACCUGAACUGUGGAUAUGGUGU
This is a messenger RNA of Arvicanthis niloticus (Nile rat), 525 nucleotides long. RefSeq names its product ribonuclease A family member 12 (inactive) (gene Rnase12). Gene Ontology annotation, molecular function: RNA nuclease activity; nucleic acid binding. Lineage: Eukaryota; Metazoa; Chordata; Mammalia; Rodentia; Muridae. Gene Ontology annotation, biological process: defense response to Gram-positive bacterium. The record is from RefSeq and is a predicted model, not a curated record.